Messenger RNA from Raphanus sativus (radish), 1296 nucleotides. RefSeq lists its product as uncharacterized. Lineage: Eukaryota; Viridiplantae; Streptophyta; Magnoliopsida; Brassicales; Brassicaceae. The record is from RefSeq and is a predicted model, not a curated record. Bases 169 to 1185 code for a protein of 338 amino acids. The transcript has a single exon.
AAAGCGAUCACACUGGCCUUCACUUUCUGCGCAGCAACCUCCUCGUUCACUCCAUGUAUUAAUAGGCUUCCACUUGUCAACAAAAUCUCAUCAGUCUUUUUCUCUCUAAGUCUUCGGAAGAAGACUCAAUAGAAUCUUAUUCGUUUUUUGUCUGAACCGUACAUCGCCAUGUCUCUACGUUGGAACAAACCGAAAACUGGUCGACUCUCGAGAUUCAUGUCGGAACUCCAACAACAGUCUCCGAAACGCGGCGGGAUCAUGGUCGUCGAAACAGGCUUCCCGACUUCUCUCAUCCACCUCUUCGUCAAAAACCGCGAUCGCCUUAAAAAAUCCUCCUCUAGAACCAAACGCAUCCUACAACAGAUUCAGACCGCUCCAAACGCUUCUCCCCCGGUCAUCACAGACGCGGCGGUUCUAGAGAAGCCCGUCCGGAGUAAGAUCGAGGACGUUCGUUUCGUCGACGGUGGACCAACGUCGGAAGAGCAUAAGCACGCAACGAGCGACAAGAACGUCUGCGGCGGCGGCGCGUUCGUUUUGACGGCGUUGAAGGUGUUUAUAGCGGCGGUGCUCGCCUUGAGCACGAAGAAGAAGCUCGCCACGGGGAUGGCUCUCUCCGCUUUUGCGCUCCUCCUAACGGAGCUCGCGGCGGCGCGUGUGCUCACGCGCUUUAGGUUCUGCGACGGUGGGGACGCGUGUGAAGAAAAGCCAGUGGUCUCCUCAGCCCACGACAAGAACGCAAUUUCCUGCGAAAAGAUUGAUGUGGAAACAGAGCCUAUAGCUGUAGUAACAGAGGACUCAAAUUCGAAAGUCUUAAGGAUUCGCGAUCUGUUGCUAAAGGACGAGAAGUCUACAAGCAAAAGUUCGAAGCUGAAAUCGAAGAUUCUGAAGAAGUUAAGGAGUUACAAGAAGAAGAAUAAAACGAUGAAGAUCAAAGAAGAGACUUUGACUGAUGUGUCGAGCUUGGUUUCAGAGGAUGAUUCAGAGAUAAUCGAAUCCGAGAGAGAGGAAGUGAAGUCGAGUCCGUUGUCAUUGAUAGAGUCAAAAGGAGGUAACAUGAAUGGGAUUGCUGUGAUCGUGAUUGUGCUUACUGGUUUGUUAAGUGGAAAGGUCGUAGCUAUUGGUUUGACACUGUCCUGUCUGUAUCUCAGAUUCGGAGCAGCAAAAAAGUCUGGUCUUUGUAUAUAAAAAAUAUUUUUUCUUCUUUCUUUACAGAACUUAGGCGAUCAUUGAUCAGUGUGGUGGUUUCUGUAAAUUUUUCUUAUUUGAUAGUUGGAAAUAAUAUAUUUUUUAAUUAAA